GUCGAACAAUCCUCACAGCUUGGGAAAGAGCUUCGCUGUUCCCGGAUGGUGGGCAGCUGCGCUGUAGCGGAUGCCAAGGGUCCGAUGGUGGCGAAUCUGGUGGCUUUGGCUUCCCAGAGGUGGCAGUGUAGAGACACCGCCACUUCCAGAGCACGUGAACUUGACGGAUUGGCGGGAAGUGGUGUGGGACGCGAGUUUUUGUUGGGAUCAGGACUGGACCUUCUUCCAGUGCUGCCGCAACGGCCGCGAUCUGGAUGUACUGCCCGGGAUUCUGCAAGGGCUCGCGAAAGUGCGUGGGCAUCCUGAUUGCUGGCAGCCUCCAGAGGAGGGCCCUGUGUAUCACGACAACUGCUGCGUUUUGAAUGCAAACCUGGACAAAGUCCCGCGCUUUGACCACAUGAUCUGGCAGAUUCGCAUGCCGGAAACGGAGCAAAUCUUGAAUGUGGUGCAAGGGCAAGUCUUAGAAACAUGGGAGAGCAGGGGGAUCAUCCCCCCGGAGGUGGUGCCGAAGGUGGGCUUGCAGGGCAACGGUGAAGGCUUGGUAUGGGAAGCGGGUGAAUCGGCCUUGGCGCUGGCCGUCACGGAGUUUGGAUGGCGAAGCGCCAGACGGAUACGGUUUUUGGAGGUGGCUAGUUCAGUGGGUGCGCCUUCCCUGGUGGCCUUGGCCAAAGGCUUCCACGUGUGGAGCAGCGACCUCCGCGAUGAGAGUGCGUGGCAGCGCUGGGCUGGUGCACGAGCCUCAUCCUUCACGGAGGCACAGCUCAAGCGCUUCCGCACGCCGCGCUUGGACCUGUUGGAUGAGAGGACUUGGCCCCACGGGCUCUUUUUCGACGUGAUUUUCUUGGGCAGCCCUUUCUUCAUGGUUGGACCCACAAGUGAACAACAAGCAGCCUUCUGUCGAAGCUUCCAACGGCUGCUGGCGCUUCACUUGGCACCACAAGGGCUUGGAAUGAUGUUUCUCAACCCGGUGAGACUCGAACCUACAGGAGGUAACAUCCGCCAGACCUAUGCUGAUGACUGCUUGAAGCGCAGUUCCUUCGCAGUGAUGGUGCACCAGCCGGUGGCGGAAGGCCGCUGGCAUUCCAAAUGGCUGCAGGAGGACACCUUGGAGGACUUUGAUGCCCCCCUGCACUUGCCCUUGGUCUUUACUCUCCGGCGAAGAAAUGCCAGCAUCUUCUGAAGCGGUUCUUUGCAUGCUCUCACAUGGGGCAAAAAUGUCCUGGAAGCGCUGAAACGCUCAGCACCAGCAGUUGCCCCAAAGUGAGGGCUUUGCUUUUACCAUGUUGUGUCAGUUGGAGGCAGAAUUGUUUGCAAACUCCCAAUGGAUCACAGCAAAGUUUCUGUGGUGCUCCGUCCAAAGCGCAGAAUCAAUGCCCCGUAAAAUGUGAUGCAAACGAAUUGGGUCAGGGAUGUGAGAUUGGGCUUCGAAAAGCCUGCAGAGAUCUCCAGUGUCAAAAGAUCCGCACACAAGCUGUGUAUUGCAA
Messenger RNA from Durusdinium trenchii, 1484 nucleotides. NCBI's taxonomy places the organism in Eukaryota, Dinophyceae, Suessiales, Symbiodiniaceae. The record is from the annotation of a GenBank genome assembly.